Diplodia corticola is the source of this 753-nucleotide messenger RNA. Its product is annotated as dienelactone hydrolase family protein. The record is from RefSeq and is a predicted model, not a curated record. Bases 1 to 753 code for a protein of 250 amino acids. The transcript has 5 exons. Gene Ontology annotation, molecular function: hydrolase activity. Lineage: Eukaryota; Fungi; Ascomycota; Dothideomycetes; Botryosphaeriales; Botryosphaeriaceae.
AUGGCGUCUCAGCAUUCCCUUGCCUGUUGCACCAUCCCGCCCGUCGUCACCGAGGGCUACCAGCCAAAGGGCGAGUACAUCACCAUUGAUGGCCUUAAAACCUACCGCACCGGCCCUGCCGAUGCCAAGCAUGCUAUCCUGAUCAUCUACGACAUCUUCGGCUUCUUCCCCCAGACUGUCCAGGGCGCCGAUAUCCUCGCCACCUCCGACAAGGACCGCAAAUACCAGGUCUUCAUGCCUGACUUCUUCGAGGGCAAGCCUGCCGAUAUCUCUUGGUACCCCCCGGACAACGACGAGAAGGGAAAGAAGCUGGGAGACUUCUUCGCCGGGCCUGCCGCCCCGCCCAAGACCAUCUCCCGCAUCCCCAAGGUCGUCGACGAGAUCAACAGCAAGAACAGCGCCAUCGCGGCCUGGGGCAUCCUCGGCUUCUGCUGGGGUGGAAAGAUCACCAACCUUUCAUCUACAGAAGGCACCAAGUUCAAGGCUGCUGCCUCUGCGCACCCCGCCAUGGUCGACCCUGCCGACGCCCCCAAGGUCACUAUUCCGUUCCUCAUGUUGCCGUCCAAGGAUGAAGACAAGGAGGCGGUCAAGUCCUGGCAGCAGGGUCUGAAGGUCAAGGGUCACGUCGAGCCAUUCGACGACCAGAUCCAUGGUUUCAUGGCUGCUCGCUCGAACUUGAGCGAUGCUCGUGUAAAGGAAGAAUACACCCGUGGCUACAAGACUGUCCUCUCCUGGUUCCACGAGAACUUGUAA